Molecule: messenger RNA, 3309 nt
Organism: Oryza sativa Japonica Group (Japanese rice)
Lineage: Eukaryota; Viridiplantae; Streptophyta; Magnoliopsida; Poales; Poaceae
Source: RefSeq, a predicted model, not a curated record
GUCCACUCAUCCCCAUGCCCCCCUCAUUCUGAUCCUUUAUAAAUCAGCCACCCAGCAAGACAUUCCUUUCCAACCUCACUCACCUUGCUCUAGCUCAGCUAGCUCUUGCUGCUAGUAGCUUCAGCUUUGCUACUGCUACUACCACUACUACUACUACUACUUUCACCUCCAAGAAAGUAUAGAUUGCAAGAACAAUUUCUGCUGCUGUUGUUCUUUCUUGCUGUUCUUUCUCCUUGUGUAGUUGUGUGGUGUGGUUGAGCUGAGGUGUAGUUAGGACAGUGGCUGGCUUUGCUUGCUUGAUUGGUCACCUGGGAAGGUCGCUGUCUCUGCCUUUUGUUUUCUUUGCCAUCUCUUUCUUUCUGGGCUGCUUUCACCUUUUGCUUUCCAACCUCUUCUUGCCAUCAAUAAUGAUGGAGGAGUAAGAUGAGGGCUUGUUCUUGAAGUCUCUCCAAUCUAAUCUCAUUUCAUCUUCAUCAUCUCCACCCGGUCCAAAUCCACCUACUACUGUUUUUCUUUUGUCCCUUCUCUUUUUUUUCUUCCUCUGAUCUUUUCUUUUUUCAGGUGUUUUGUUUUUGGCAGUAGGUGCUUGCUAUCUUUUCAUUAGGCUUUGGAUUUUCCUCUCGUGUUCUUUAGUCUCAGCCUAUUAGAGGUUUGAGGAAAGUUUUCCAUUUCUUAGCUCUUUUUGCUUCCAGCUUCUUGGGAUUGCUCUGUUUCUUGCUGAGAAUUGGCUCGAUUUGGGAGGCCUCAUCUUGUGUUAGCUUUCAGGUUUUCUUGCCUGAAAUUGAACCGAUUGGGUAGGUUUUUAGGUGCUUCAGUUUCAGUUGCUAGCUCGUCAGGCUUGUUCUUGGGCUCCUGCCUUGAAUUGGGGUCAAAUUGGGAUGCUUCUGGGUGCUUUGAGGAUGGAGGAGAGGAAGGGAUUGAUGGGGAGGGAGAGGGAUCAAUUCCCCGUCGGCAUGCGGGUCCUCGCCGUCGACGAUGACCCGGUGUGCCUCAAGGUUCUUGAGACCCUCCUCCGGCGCUGCCAAUACCAUGUAACAUCAACCAACCAGGCUAUUACUGCGUUGAAGCUGCUCAGGGAGAACAGGGACAUGUUUGAUCUUGUCAUCAGUGAUGUCCACAUGCCCGACAUGGACGGAUUUAAGCUCCUUGAGCUUGUGGGGCUUGAAAUGGAUCUCCCAGUCAUCAUGUUAUCAGUAAAUGGAGAGACAAAGACUGUGAUGAAGGGGAUAACUCAUGGUGCCUGUGACUAUCUUCUAAAACCGGUCCGAAUCGAAGAACUAAGGAACAUAUGGCAGCAUGUUGUUAGGAGGAAGUUCGGUAAUCGUGAGCGAAACAAUCUUGAUUUCUCCAAAGAAUGCAAUAAGCCGCAAAGCGCGGAUACUGAUCAUGGACCAUACCAACCUACCUGUGGUUCUUCUGAUCAAAAUGGGAGGUCCAGCAGGAAAAGGAAAGAACUACACGGCGAGGACGACGAUGAAGGCGAUGAUAAUGAUUAUCAAGAAAAUGAUGAGCCCUCAGCUGCAAAGAAGCCCAGAGUUGUAUGGUCAGUUGAGCUGCACCGAAAAUUUGUUGCCGCUGUCAACCAGCUUGGAAUUGACAAAGCUGUACCAAAAAGAAUUCUUGAGCUUAUGAAUGUGGAGAAACUCACCAGGGAAAAUGUUGCAAGUCAUCUACAGAAGUACAGGCUUUACCUCAAGAGACUAGGUGCUGUAGCAUCACAACAAGCCAGCAUUGUUGCUGCCUUUGGAGGCAGAGAUCCCUCCUUCUUGCAUAUUGGAGCAUUUGAAGGACUCCAGAGCUAUCAACCUUUUGCACCUUCUGCUGCUCUUCCAUCUUUCAAUCCACAUGGCCUGCUAACCCGAACUAGCGCCGCCGCGGCUUUCGGACUUCAGGAGCUUGCUGCCCCCUCCAGCACAAUUCAGACUUCUACAGGAAAUGUCACAGUUGGCCAUUGCUUGGAAGAAAACCAGCAGGCAAAUCUAGCACAAGGCUUGACCGCGGCGAUCGGGCAACCUCAGCUUCAACAGAACUGGAUUCAUCAAGAAGGUAAUGGUCUGUCUGAUGUUUUUUCUGGGAGUUCUCUGACCAACACUUUGUCCAGCACACUCCAAAGAGUUCCAAGCAGUUCAUUGCCACCACAAGAACUCUUGGAGUGCAAACAAGCCAAAGUUAGCAUGCCGCCAUCGAUACGGAUACCGCCUUCUAGUUCAGCACUUCUUGAGAGGACUCUUGGGGUUUCCACCAAUUUGGGAGAUUCUAGUAUAUCCCAGCAGGGUGCUCUUCCAAUAGAUGGUGGAUUUUCUGCUGACAGGUUACCAUUGCACAGUUCAUUUGAUGGCGCUGUUGCAACAAAGCUAGAUACUAGUUUGGCAGCUUCACAGAGAGAGAUUGGCCAGCAGGGGAAAUUUUCAGUUAGCAUGCUUGUCUCCCCUUCUGACAAUCUUGCAUUAGCCAAAAAUGCCAAAACUGGAGCUAGUUCUUCUGGCAGUACUAUAAUUCUCCCUCUUGAUACUGCAAGACAUUCAGACUACUUGCAGUUCGGAGGUGCAAGCAAUUCUUUGCAGAAAAUGGAUGGACAGAAACAAGAUCAUAUACAGAGCUCAAACAUUAUAUGGAGUUCAAUGCCAAGCACUCAACUGCCAAGUGAUACCCAAAUUCAUAAUACUCAAAACCAAAGAUUGGACAGCGGAAGUUUUAACCAUAAUAUUGGUGCCCAUUUGGCUGACCAAACAAAUGCAAGUGCGUCAAUACUUCCGCAAAUGAAGUUUGACACAAGAAUAUCAGAAGAGAAAAUGAAGCAGAAGAAUACAUAUGACUUGGGUAGUUCAAAGCUGCAGGGUGGAUUUAAUUCUAGUGGCUGCAAUUUUGAUGGCCUUCUCAAUUCCAUAAUCAAAGUGGAGAAGGAUGAUCUCCCAUUCAUGGACAAUGAAUUGGGCUGUGACCUUUUUCCACUUGGUGCCUGCAUAUGAAUCCAUCAUUUCGGACACCAAAGAUUUUGCAUAAUCUAAAAGAGUCAGCUGUGCUGCCUGAUCUGUGCUACUUCAUCCAGGCUUUGUGUAUACUAGGAUCUAGGGACAGUAGUGGCUUGUAAUCUUGCUUUAUCUCUUCUCUAGGGUUGGCUAUGGAAGUAUGGUUAGAUCAAGAUAAGAAGAAAAUAUAAUGCUGUAAUGUCAGCGCCUUUUCUAGUCAAAAUCUGUGUUUGUUUCUAACCAAGCAACCACAUCUAGUGUUUGCUGCACCUUCUCAGACUGAAAAAAUAUGGAAACUCACCAUGGCAUAGAUAAAUCAAAAGGGAAGUCUUUAACCAUC